Molecule: messenger RNA, 3090 nt
Organism: Gopherus flavomarginatus (Mexican gopher tortoise)
Lineage: Eukaryota; Metazoa; Chordata; Testudines; Testudinidae
Gene: SLC71A1
Product: major facilitator superfamily domain containing 14A
Exons: 12
Coding region: 149-1426 (425 amino acids)
Biological process (GO): transmembrane transport
Cellular component (GO): membrane
Molecular function (GO): transmembrane transporter activity
Source: RefSeq, a predicted model, not a curated record
GAUCGCGUGAUGUGAGAGUGGCCGGUGCUCUUCCCCAAGGUGGCGGCGCUAGCUCGGAGCUGGGAAGCGAAGGCCUGGCUGCCGGGGAAGGGCCCGCGCCGCUCGCCGCCCAGCGUGCCCCCCCCCCCCGGGGCCCUAGGAUGGUAAAAUGACCCAGGGGGGGAAGAAGAAGAAACGGGCCGUGAACCGCAGCAUCAUGCUGGCCAAGAAGAUCAUCAUUAAGGACGGCGGCACGCCUCAAGGAAUAGGUUCUCCUAGUGUCUACCAUGCUGUCAUAGUGAUUUUUUUGGAGUUUUUUGCUUGGGGACUUUUGACAGCACCUACUUUGGUGGUGUUACAUGAAACCUUCCCAAAGCAUACAUUUCUAAUGAAUGGCCUAAUCCAAGGAGUAAAGGGCUUGUUAUCGUUUCUCAGUGCCCCCCUCAUAGGUGCUCUCUCUGAUGUUUGGGGACGAAAGUCCUUCUUACUCUUAACAGUAUUUUUCACUUGUGCACCAAUUCCAUUAAUGAAGAUCAGCCCAUGGUGGUACUUUGCUGUUAUCUCUGUUUCUGGGGUUUUUGCAGUGACUUUCUCAGUGGUGUUUGCUUAUGUAGCAGAUAUAACCCAAGAACAUGAAAGAAGCAUGGCCUAUGGGCUGGUUUCAGCAACUUUUGCAGCAAGUUUAGUUACCAGCCCAGCUAUUGGUGCCUACCUUGGUCGAGUCUAUGGAAACAGCCUGGUAGUGGUCCUAGCUACAGCUAUAGCUUUGUUGGAUAUUUGUUUUAUUCUUGUUGCUGUACCAGAAUCACUGCCUGAGAAGAUGAGGCCAGCAUCAUGGGGAGCACCCAUUUCUUGGGAACAGGCUGACCCCUUUGCAUCACUAAAGAAAGUGGGUCAAGAUUCCAUAGUGCUGCUAAUCUGCAUAACAGUCUUUCUUUCCUACCUCCCGGAGGCAGGUCAAUAUUCCAGCUUCUUCCUAUACCUCAGACAGAUAAUGGGAUUUUCACCUGAAAGUGUUGCAGCUUUUAUAGCAGUUCUUGGGAUUCUCUCCAUUAUUGCACAGACAGUAGUUUUGAGUUUACUUAUGCGGUCCAUUGGAAAUAAAAACACCAUCUUACUGGGUCUGGGAUUUCAAAUAUUACAGCUUGCAUGGUAUGGUUUUGGCUCGGAGCCUUGGAUGAUGUGGGCAGCAGGGGCUGUUGCAGCAAUGUCUAGUAUUACGUUCCCAGCAGUAAGUGCACUAGUUUCACGAACUGCUGAUGCUGAUCAACAGGGUGUUGUUCAAGGGAUGAUAACAGGAAUUCGAGGAUUGUGUAAUGGUUUGGGACCAGCACUUUAUGGUUUUAUAUUCUACAUAUUCCAUGUAGAAUUGAAUGAACUCUCAGUGACUGAAACUGAAUUGGGAGGUAACAUGGCCACACAACACCAUUCACAACAGACCACUUGAAAAUUGCUGAGGGUCUCAGCAGACAACUUAAUGAUCUUUCCAAAUGUUGUUCGUGCCAUUAGCUAACUGUUGUAAAGCACUUUGAAUAAAAGUGCUAUAUUAAAAAAAACACAUUUUAAUAUCAGUCUUACCUUCCUUGGUGUGUUGGAUGUGCCCUCUCUCACCGUAGCAGCCCCCAAGCUGUGGCUGGGAUGGAGGGAGGUCUCUCCCCUGCUGCAGCAGCCCCCGAGCUAGGGAAAGUCUCUUUCUCUGGCUGUCGCAGCCCUGCAUGUCCCAAAUUCCCCCUCCCACCUACCCCUUAUUCCCCCCCUCUCUCCCAAGGCCACCACCUCACCUUACAUGUGCAUCUUCUCCAAGGUUCAGGCACCUAAUUAGUGGAGUCAUGCAUGGCUCCACUAAUGAGGUAGAUGGCCCUUCAUUCUUUUGUGUGCUGCCACUCAGGCAUGCAUCUUAGAGGGAACUAUCCAUGGGCCACCUGAAUGGAGCUUGCGGGCCACUGGUGGUCCGUGGACCACAGUUUGAGAACCUCUGUCCUAGACCUUGGGGAGGGGGCGCGGAAAUAAAUUGGAUACUCUAGUUCAUCUUGCUGCCCUGUGACACAUUCUACAGUGCAUUAGACAGUCCAGCUUUAAAUGAAUCGAGCAGAGGGACUUCUCUAACCCCUUCUAUUGUGAGACUCUUGACCUGUCUAAUAACUCUUGCAAUUAAGACAAUCCUCUUGAUAUUGAGCCUAAAUUUUCCAGUGACUAAUCAAUCCCAUUGCUCCUUUGGAUCACCCUAAAAAGAACCCUGUUGGUUCAUGUUUUUAAACACUUUCCUAUUCUCCGUCUUCUGACCAAGUUACACAUCUCUUCAUUCUUUCCUUGUAUGCUGGUCUCUCUUGCCUGUUAACUUCUGCUUUUCUCUAAAUUUUUUUAAACUUGUAAAUAUUUUUUUCUGGUACUAUGUGCCCAGAAUUGUAUCUUAAGUCUAUUGAAUAUUGAAAAACACAUGAUUUAGACUGGACACUAAAAAGCUGAAUAUGCUUUGCUCUUUUCAUACUUUCUUGUGGCACAGUUCUUCUCCUUGCCACUUUCUCCUCUUUAUCUGACAUUGGAAAACGUUCUGGCCUGUCGAUAUGCCUCUGCCUAAAAAGAGGCAUAAAUUGCCAUUAUGGUCAUAGAUACCAGCCUAUGCACUACUUCUUCAUUUCUUGAAAGCAACUGAGUGCCAUUUCUGGUCCUUCCAGCUAUAGCUUACUUUGAAAAAUAAAUUAUCUAAAACUUACUGCUUCAAAAUAAGUCUACAAGUCAGCCAGUCUUUUUGAUGGUGUGGUGAAAGACAAAGCUUGAAGAUCUUGUCCUUUAUUUACACUUGACUGAAGGGGGGCAGGGGGGUUGGUUUACUCAAUUUACUUGAAGUAUUAAUGCUCAAAUCACAUGAGCGCAUGAAUGAAAAGAGUAAAACCAUAGAAUGAAAUACUGUAAAUUAACUUUCUGGCUGAGCCAAAAAAUAAGCAAAGCGACUUGGAUCAUAGUCCCUUUUGUAUAGUUAAAUGACUUCUUACAGUGUCUAGGGCCAUGGCUACACUGCCACUUUACAGCGCUGCAACUUUCGCGCUCAGGGGUGUGAAAAAACACCCCCGAGCGCUGCAAGAUACAGCGCUGUAAAGCCUCAGUGUAAUC